AUUGUCAUUGUCGUUCAUAAAGAACGUUCUUGAAUUUUUUUCAAUUUUUUGCAUUUUGAAAUUCAUCAAUCAAUCAAAAUGUCUUCAUUAAAAUACCUGAUGAAUGUUGAAGGAAAAUCUGGUCGUUUCAAUAAUCUUAUCUAUGUUCCUGGUAGAAGAAAAAUCAAUCAAUUUAUAUGGCAAAUUGUUUGUUAUUUUGGUGGUGAUAUACAAAAUUUUCAUGAUAAAAUGAUCAAGCAAAAUAAUGAUCAGGAAUUUUUACAAUAUUCAUUGGAAAAUGUUGCCACAAAAUUAUCGCAAAGAUUCAAUGAUGAACAUGAUAUUCUGGUUGUUCAACCAUCACAAACUAUUAAUUCAUUUUCAUUAUAUAAGAAUUUUGUUAAUUCCACCAAACCUUAUGGAACGCCAUCAUUUGAUGAUAAUGAUCGCUGUUGUUUUGAUCAUUUUCUACAAUUAUUAAUGAAUGUCGCUAGCGAACAAAUCAAAUUAAACGUCGACACCAUAGAAGUUUGUUUGAUUGGUUUUAGUAAAGGACAAAUUGUUAUCAAUCAAAUGGCAAGAUCGAUACAUUCGAUUUCAACCGAACAAUCAAUCAAAUUGAAAUUCAACAAUCUUUAUCUAUUAGAUGGUGGUCAUAAUGGUGUAAAAGAUUUUUGGAUUACUCAACCGGAAUUAAUCGAUUCGUUUAUCCGUCAUGGUUGCCGAAAUUUUCAUCUAGGUGUAACCGACUUUCAACUAAACAAACCACAAAAUAUUCGUCAAGAAUUCGAAACAUUUUAUCAAAUUCUUUGUUCCAAACCCGGUGUAAAUGUUAAAAAAACCUAUCUUGCACAGAAUAAUUUCCCAGAUUUAUCACCAAUCAAUUUACAUUUCAAACUUUUAGAUUAUUUAUUUCAGAAUUUAUUGUAAACAAAAAGUGAACGAAGAAACCAAAAACAAAAAGCUAAAUAAACAUUAUCAACACAAAAUAUGGCAAUGGAGAAGUUUUUUGGCAAUC
Dermatophagoides pteronyssinus (European house dust mite) is the source of this 997-nucleotide messenger RNA. Its product is annotated as mitochondrial protein C2orf69 homolog. Gene Ontology annotation, cellular component: mitochondrion. The record is from RefSeq and is a predicted model, not a curated record. Lineage: Eukaryota; Metazoa; Arthropoda; Arachnida; Sarcoptiformes; Pyroglyphidae.